This is a messenger RNA of Caenorhabditis briggsae, 1215 nucleotides long. The transcript is spliced from 6 exons. Gene Ontology annotation, molecular function: hydrolase activity, acting on ester bonds. The record is from RefSeq and is a predicted model, not a curated record. Gene Ontology annotation, biological process: lipid metabolic process. Lineage: Eukaryota; Metazoa; Nematoda; Chromadorea; Rhabditida; Rhabditidae. The coding region runs from base 1 to 1215 and encodes 404 amino acids.
AUGUGGCGUCUUGCCGUUUUUCUGUCGCUUGCGGCGUUUUUCGUUCACGAUGUUCUGGGAAAAGGAGACCCCGAGUUGAAGAUGACUACUCCCCAAAUUAUUGAGCGAUGGGGAUAUCCUGCGAUGAUUUAUUCAGUCACCACAGAUGAUGGAUAUAUCCUGGAAAUGCACAGAAUUCCAUUUGGAAAAACUAAUGUAACAUGGCCAAAUGGAAAGCGUCCAGUAAUUUUCCUGCAACACGGGCUCCUUUGUGCUUCCAGUGAUUGGGUUCUGAACCUUCCAGAUCAGAGUGCAGGAUUCAUCUUCGCCGAUGCUGGAUUUGACGUUUGGAUGGGUAACAUGCGUGGAAACACAUACAGUAUGAAGCAUAAAAAUUUGAAACCAUCUCACUCAGCAUUCUGGGAUUGGAGUUGGGAUGAGAUGGCGACUUAUGACCUGAACGCAAUGAUCAAUCACGUUUUGGAAGUGACUGGACAGGAGAGUGUGUACUAUAUGGGUCACUCGCAGGGUACCCUGACAAUGUUCAGCCAUUUGUCGAAAGAUGAUGGAAGUUUUGCGAAGAAGAUCAAGAAAUUCUUUGCGUUGGCACCAAUCGGAUCCGUGAAGCAUAUCAAGGGAUUCUUGGCGUUCUUUGCAAACUACUUUUCAUUGGAGUUUGAUGGUUGGUUUGACAUAUUCGGCGCCGGCGAAUUCCUUCCCAACAACUGGGCAAUGAAACUCGCUGCCAAGGACAUUUGCGGCGGACUCCAAAUUGAAUCCGACCUCUGUGACAACGUCCUUUUCCUGAUCGCCGGACCAGAAAGUGAUCAAUGGAAUCAGACUCGUGUUCCAGUAUACGCGACUCAUGAUCCAGCUGGCACAUCCACCCAAAACAUUGUCCACUGGAUGCAAAUGGUUCACCAUGGAGGUGUCCCAGCCUACGAUUGGGGUACCAAAGAGAAUAAGAAGAAGUAUGGGCAGGCGAAUCCACCAGAAUACGAUUUCACUGCCAUCAAGGGAACUCAAAUCUAUCUGUACUGGAGUGACGCUGAUUGGUUGGGUGAUAAGGUUGACAUCACUGAUUACUUGUUGACCCAUUUGGACCCAGCGGUUAUUGCGCAAAACAAUCAUCUUCCGGAUUACAACCAUUUGGAUUUCACAUGGGGACUACGUGCGCCACAGGACAUUUAUCAUCCAGCAGUGGAGCUUUGUACAAAUGAUUAUUUGGGAAAAUGA